UUAGCUAACUUCCUCAUUAGCAACGUUAGCUUCAUAGUGAUCCACAGUCCAGCGUCGUGUCUGCUUAAAGCGACUCGUCGUUUUUUUACUCUUAAUUUCUCUUCGUGUCUUACUUAUGUCUAAGCCUCCUCCCAAACCGGCCAAGCCAGGCCAAGUCAAGGUGUUCAGAGCGUUGUUCACCUUUGAUCCAAGAACACCAGAUGAGUUGUACUUUGAAGAAGGAGACAUUUUGUACAUCUCAGACACGAGUGACAGUAACUGGUGGAAGGGGACAUGUAGAGGGAGGACAGGACUUAUUCCUAGUAACUAUGUUGCCGAACAAGCAGAAUCCAUUGAUAAUCCAAUGCAUGAAGCAGCCAAACGAGGCAACAUGAGCUGGUUGAGGGAAUGUCUGGAGAACAAGGUUGGAAUCAACGGGCUGGAUAAGGCUGGAAACACUGCCCUCUACUGGGGAUGCCACGGAGGACACAAAGAUGUGGUGGAGUUGUUGCUAAGCCAGCCCAAUGUGGAGCUCAACCAACAGAAUAAACUUGGAGACACACCACUGCAUGCUGCUGCCUGGAAGGGCUACUCUGAUAUUGUGGAAAUGCUGCUUAACAAAAAUGCACGGACAGACAUUAGAAACAAUGAGAAUAAACUGGCUCUGGAGAUGGCCACCAACGCCCAAUGUGCUUCACUUCUCAAGAGGAAGCAAGGAAGCAACGUCACCCGCACACACAGCAACGCUGAGGAGUAUUUGGACGACGAGGACUCGGACUGAGCCUCAGCUAGACCAUCUUAACUGUCUUCCAUUGGUUCUCUGGAGGUCGCGGAACUUCGACAUUAUUUUUUUGUUCGUGUUGUUUUGUCUUUUUCUGCAAUUCUAAAAUGGGUUAUCUCCAUCUGUAACUCUGUUUUAGAUUAAAUAUUUUCUUCCAACACUUCAGCUCUUGGCCCUCCACAUAUCAGCAGUCUUACUGUUCUUCUACUUUGCUGAGUGCAUUUCCCCAUAUAGGGAGCGCAUCACGAUGAGCUGAGAGGCAGUGUUUGAAGUGGAAGAGAUGUGACCAAAGCUCUUCAGAGAUGCAUUUGAAAGCAAACAAAUUAUGUAUUUAUAAUAGAAAUUAAAGUGCCAGUGCAGAUUCAGAUUUAUAUGACCUCUACUUUGUUUCCAAACUCUUCUUUCAUUCCUAAACUCCACUGUAGACCAAAACCUUUAAACUGUUGCAGCUUCUUGCUCCUUUAAACUGUCGAGCAUUGGCAAGCCAAAGAAACAUGCAUUUAUAUUAAAGGCUUUCCGUUAAAUUAUGACAUUUUCAACACCUACAGUUGAAAUGUUACUUAUUGAUGGGCUUUAUUUGGUAGGUUUCAAAUAUCCUUUAUUGGCAAUAAUCAAACCAUACUAGCCUGUUACUUUGCAGGGUUUUUAUAACACUUAUACUGUUGGUAGUGGCCAUUUCUCAGUUGACUGUAACUGAAGGAUAUAUCUGUUGGAGAUUUAAGUUUUUCCUCUUUUGAACCUUUUGAUGUUUGAUUUCUAUUCUUGGAGCAAAUUUCCUAAUUAUUGCUGCUUUUCUCAGAUUUAACAAAGUGCCUUUUAAAUAUAUGAUGAGGAAUAUUUGUGUUUUUGGUUGAGUAUAACUGUAAGCAUGUUUUGGUCUGCCUAGGUUGAUAAUGUUUCACAUUUAUAUCUUAAAACCACAAUAAAGAUUGAAACAUCCAGUC
This is a messenger RNA of Cyprinodon variegatus (sheepshead minnow), 1704 nucleotides long. It is a transcript of the gene ostf1, whose product is annotated as osteoclast stimulating factor 1. Bases 116 to 760 code for a protein of 214 amino acids. The record is from RefSeq and is a predicted model, not a curated record. Gene Ontology annotation, biological process: signal transduction. NCBI's taxonomy places the organism in Eukaryota, Metazoa, Chordata, Actinopteri, Cyprinodontiformes, Cyprinodontidae. The transcript is spliced from 10 exons. Gene Ontology annotation, molecular function: protein binding.